AUGUCACUCUUUAAGAACUCCGUGCGCAUCGUUGCGCUUGUCUCUAUUUUACUUUCAUCGACCGCUGCGCAGAGUUGCUAUUACCCGGAUGGAUCUGAAUCAAAUCAUGUUGCGUGCAGCAGUUCUGGAUCGGAAGCAUCAUGUUGCGAUGCAUCGCAAAUAUGUUUGGACAAUGGGUUGUGCUUUGGAGCUGGGAUUAUGAGCAGAGGAAGCUGUACGGACAAGGACUGGAACAGCAAAGAGUGUAGUCAACACUGUGGAGAGGUCUCCCGCAACUCCAGUAUACCUGUUAUCGCGUGCACAAACGGUGGCCAGGAAAGCAAGUUCAUGUGUGGGAUGAACUCAACAAAUUGCAGGAGGACUUCAACUCUAUUUACAUUAUCCACGGGCGCCAUCAYACUUCGACCGAGCGAGCUGGAAGCGCYCGUCAAACCUGCAGUUAGCAGUGCGCUGGCGCAGACGACGACACAGGCUGCCGUUAUAACCAAAGUCACUGUCACCGCAGCGGCCACCGCAAACCCAAACGCGAUUUACUCACCUGGCGACAUGGCAGGCCUCGGAGUUGGACUUGGCAUACCGUUACUCAUUGCCAGCUGUCUGGCUUUGAUGCUAUGGCGUAGAGACAGAGCACGAACACCGAAGCUCAUGUAUCCCCUACCAGACGAUCUCAUCGACCCAUACACUUCCAUAGACGGACGUCCACUUCACCCUACCAUGGGUGCUUCACUUCGACCGCCAGCCUCGAGAGAUGGCAGCAUAAUGACCUCCAACUCAUCGAACACCGCAACGCCCGGACCAAUGCACACAUUUGCGGAGAGAUAUCAGGUUAUGAAAGGCGCACAUGGGCUUCAGAUUCAAAGGGUAGAAUUGGAUGCCUCGCCAAUUGGAGACUUUGAUGCCGACGAGCACGAGCUUCACGAUCUGAAGGUCCCUCUUCCGAAAGAGUUUUGA
Molecule: messenger RNA, 951 nt
Organism: Ramularia collo-cygni
Lineage: Eukaryota; Fungi; Ascomycota; Dothideomycetes; Mycosphaerellales; Mycosphaerellaceae
Exons: 2
Coding region: 1-951 (316 amino acids)
Source: RefSeq, a predicted model, not a curated record